UCAUUGACCAUGGUGUUUCAAGUCUCCUACUUUCUUCGAUAGCUCUGCUACAAUUUUGGAAAACCCGGAUAUAGCUGAGAAUUCAAUCAGUGAGCUAUGCGAAUCACAAAUCCGUUGUGCACUAAAUUACAUGGCAUGAGACAUAUCCUGGUGAAAACUAGGUAGGAAGAACGACCCUAUUCUGCUGCGCACUAGUGUUGAGACUUACGGAUCUACCCUAUCUAAACCGAGAGAGAGAGCAUGUUAGGCUAAAUGACUACUUCACAGUACCGCUCAAGUUUGUGCUGAUUUUUGUUGUCUAGAUAGAAUGGCCAUAUCACUGUCAACAGCAUUCACGCUGUUCAUUGGAUUAGCAGCACUAUCCAAAGGCAGUGAUGAGUGUGUCGCCCGUGACUUUGGCCAUGGCUCUGUGGUGUGUGAGUGUAACUCCACCCACUGUGACAGUAUUGGUUCAGACACACUACCUCCACUGGGUCAGUUUGUGUCCUUCACCAGCAGUAAGGCUGGCAGGAGACUGCACAGAGGACAGGGAUGGGUACAGAAGGGCAGCACUGGAUUAGCGCUCAGGCUGACCAUCAUUCCGUAUCAGAAGUACCAGAGAAUCAGGGGGUUUGGAGGAGCCAUGACAGACUCAGCGGCCAUCAACAUCCUCUCUCUUUCCCCCAGAACACAGGACCAGCUACUACGACAGUACUUUUCUACCCAGGGUAUUGGUUACAGUGUUGUGCGGGUCCCCAUGGCCAGCUGUGACUUCUCCACCCGCCUGUACACCUACGCUGACUCGGCUGGAGACUACGACCUGGGCAACUUCACCUUAGCACCAGAGGACACUAAGAUGAAGAUCCCUUUGCUGCAGCGAGCCCAAGCCCUGUCGCCCCGUCCCCUGUCUCUGCUGGCUAGUGCCUGGAGCGCUCCAGCAUGGUUGAAGACCAACGAUGCUCUCACUGGAAAGGGCUGUCUAAAGGGGAAGCCUGGUGGCAAGGAGCACAAGACCUGGGCUAAAUACUACAUCAGGUUCCUGGAGGAGUAUGCCAAACACAACCUGUCAUUCUGGGCCAUGACCACAGGGAAUGAGCCCUCUGCUGGUCUUUUGUCCAACUACAGUUUCCAGGCGCUGGGCUUUACAGCAGAGGAACAAAGGGAUUGGGUGGGCCUGGACCUGGGCCCCGCCCUGCACACCUCCUCACACCCCCAGACACACCUCCUCAUUCUAGACGACAAUAGACUGCUACUGCCACACUGGGCUAAAGUGGUCCUCAGCGAUGUGCAUGCAGGCAGGUAUGUCCAUGGUGUUGGAGUCCACUGGUACCUGAAUAACCUGGUUCCUGCAGAGAUUUCACUGGGCACCACCCACCAUCUAUACCCAGAGUACUACCUGUUUGGCACGGAGGCGUGCGCUGGCUGGAGCGCUACAGACAGAGGGGUGAAGUUGGGCAGCUGGGAGAGGGCUGAGCAAUAUGCACAUAACAUCAUCGAGGACCUGAAUCACUAUGUAGUGGGCUGGACUGACUGGAACCUGGCUCUGGACCAAGGAGGAGGGCCCAACUGGGUGAAGAACUUUGUAGACAGCACCAUCAUUGUAGACCAAAGCCGAGACCACUUCUACAAGCAGCCCACUUUCUACAGCAUGGCUCAUUUCAGUAAGUUCUUGUGGGAAGGGUCUCAGAGAGUGGGCGUGUCCUUCAGUCAGAAGACAAAACUAGAGAGCUCUGCUUUUGUCAGGCAUGACGGAUCAGUGGUUCUCAUCAUCCUCAACAGAUCAUUAUCAGAGGUCCAGUUUGAGGUGUGGGAUCCUGUGGUGGGUUUCAUCUCCUCUAGUGCUCCGGCCCAGUCCCUGCUCACACUGGCUUGGAACACACACUAAUCAGACACACAGGUUUAAAACAAACCGAUCACACACACUGGCUUGGAACACACAUGGGUUUAAAACAAACUGGUCACACAGUUGCUUGAAACAUGCACUGCUUACAUGCUCAAUCACUGAACAAGCUCUAAAAGGCACAUGGUUAAAUUGGCCUAGGUUUGAUUCAUAUAAAUUCUUGAAUAGACAUUAUGGACAUUUUGCUAUGUUUGGUUUGGUUUGAAGUUGAAGUAAUGAUGACAUUUUUACAGGCCAGCAAAUGCAUUUUGAAAUAAAAAUCAAACCUUUUGCUCAACUGGACAGUGAAUACAGCACUGUCUCCCUAUCGAUAGUGUACAACAGCAGACUCUGUGCUCUGUUUUUUUGUGUAUCAGAAGAAAGUGUGGUUUAGCCAAUAUAGAAAUGACUGUGUUCCAAUGUGUGUAGAGCAUGUGAUGAUUUGCCUUGAUCCAUAACUCUGGGAAAAGCUGUGGAGGUAUGAGUGAGUAGUGUAAUAAAAGCAGGCUGAGGGCAUCCUCAGCAGAUGUUA
Esox lucius (northern pike) is the source of this 2390-nucleotide messenger RNA. It is a transcript of the gene gba1, whose product is annotated as glucosidase, beta, acid. The transcript is spliced from 11 exons. Gene Ontology annotation, biological process: glucosylceramide catabolic process. NCBI's taxonomy places the organism in Eukaryota, Metazoa, Chordata, Actinopteri, Esociformes, Esocidae. Bases 308 to 1864 code for a protein of 518 amino acids. Gene Ontology annotation, molecular function: glucosylceramidase activity. The record is from RefSeq and is a predicted model, not a curated record.